AAGAAUGAGCUUCAUCUUCUUCCUUCCUUCCCGCUCUCUCUCUGUCUCUGUCUCUGUUCUCUGUUACUGUGAAAUGAGAGAGAAUUCCAGUCCAUGAACAGAGCAAUAGAAUUGCUUUUGGUUUAAGAAAUUAAUUCUUUUUCACCACACAAACACACACACACACACCGCAAAAUCCCCACCUCCCAAACAAACUGAACUCUGAAUUUCAUCAUUUAAAUAAUACUGUUCUUGGCCUUCUCGCCUCAAUUCAGAAUAACCCUCUUUCGUUCUCAAUCUCAAUUUCCAGACCUUUCUUUCUCCUUUUGUGUUAAUACAACAAUGUUGGGUCUCCGUGAUGUUCUAUUUAUAGCACCGACGCCUUCUUCUCUUCACCAACAUACCCAAAUCAUUUCUUCUGAUCAUCACCCAUCUCUUCCUCUGCCCUCCUCCACCGCUCUUGGCGUCAGCGUCGGUAUUUUCCCCCUUCUUGCUGCAACCCCAUGUCUCCAGCCGCCGCCUAAUCAGAUGCCUGAUGAAGUUAGUGAUCGUAGUCGGAGUUUGGAGAAUCUAAAGAGAACCCAGGAUUUUGGGUUUGGGAAAGGGGAUUCGUUGAUCGGCGGUGGUGGAAAUCAUGGCUACGACGACCAAGUGAAAGGCGAUGGUGGCGAUGGUUCUCUGGGUGUGUGUAGAGACUGUGGAAACAGAGCAAAGAAGGAGUGCGAGUAUCGGAGGUGUAGGACUUGUUGUAAAGGACGUGGGAAUCAUUGCUCUACGCACGUGAAGAGCACGUGGGUGCCGGCAUCUCGCCGCCGUGAGCGGCAGAUGUUGGUGGUGAUGGAUGGCGUCGCCACUAGUGGGUCUUCUGGUUCUUCUUCUGCUGGUGCUAAAAGGCCUAAAGUCUUGAUUCCCUCACAGACUACCGCCGCCGCUUCCACUUCCAACGCCACCACUCCCCGGAGCUUCGAAACAACCUCUAGUCAUCAAGAUGCAAGCUUCAAGAAGUCGUUACCGGGGCAAGUUCGGGCUCCAGCCGUGUUCAAGUGCCAUAGAGUGACAGCCAUUAGCAGUGGUGAAGGUGAGUUAACUUACCAAGCAACAGUCAACAUUGGUGGCCAUGUCUUCAAAGGAUUUCUUUAUGAUCAAGGAGCUGAUGUUAAAAAUGCACUCCCAUCUAUUUCACAACUCCAUUUGGAAAGUGGUAAUCACCUCAGGGAUUAGACACAUUCCUGCUCUCUUUUCUAUCACUCUCCUCUUCCUCCCUGCUGAGGAUCACCUGAAAACUCGUUCUCGGCCACCCGAAAAUAUCACAUCUCUACUAGAUUUCAGUGAUCUGCUAUGUUAUCUAUAAGUUCUAUAUAGUUUUCAUGAUGAAAUGCAAUGAAUCUGCACUAAAUAGAACACCAAAGUGCAUAGUUGUAAUAGGAUCUUCUGUUCUAUAGUUUUUGUAGCCCCUUAAGCUAAGAUUUCUCAAGUCCAAUCUUAGUUGGAUACUGAUCUUCUGUAUAUUACUGCUAAGAAGAUGUGUAACUUUCAUCUACCUUGUCCUAUCUCUUCUUUGAUUGUCUA
Messenger RNA from Cucurbita pepo subsp. pepo (vegetable marrow), 1548 nucleotides. RefSeq names its product protein LATERAL ROOT PRIMORDIUM 1-like. NCBI's taxonomy places the organism in Eukaryota, Viridiplantae, Streptophyta, Magnoliopsida, Cucurbitales, Cucurbitaceae. Gene Ontology annotation, cellular component: nucleus. The record is from RefSeq and is a predicted model, not a curated record. Gene Ontology annotation, molecular function: DNA-binding transcription factor activity; DNA binding. Gene Ontology annotation, biological process: positive regulation of DNA-templated transcription.